AUGACAAUCAUCACGGAAGAAUAUUCAAUAAAGGAAUGGGGUAGGGUUGGUUUGCAUAGACACUAUUAUGAAGCACAUUCAAUAGAUUUAUUGAAUAAACAACCUUCUAGAGUAUUUUCAGGUUCAUCUCAUUCGAUUAUGAUUACAGCUUUAUUAUCAUUUUUAUUAAUUUAUAUAUGUGAUCAUAGUUCAUUUGGAUCGAAUUCAUGUGGUCAAUUGGGACAUGGAGAUUUGGAGAAUCAUGAUUUUCAACCGAUUAGAAAAUUCUCAAUGUUAAAGGCAUACGCCUCAGACGUUCCUAUACAAGUGGAGAUUGGUAAAGAUUUUACAUUGGUACUGACAAAGAAUGGUAAUGUAUAUAGUUGGGGAUUGGGUGAUCAAGGUCAGCUCGGUAAUAUUGUCGAUGAUGAACAAGCAGUUGCCAUCUCCAAGCUAAAUGGUGGUGUAAAUAACAUUGGAACUGUAUCUUUAAUUGCUGCUGGUUAUUCACACACACUUGCUUUGCUUUCUAAUCGUUCUCAACUCUAUAGUUGGGGGAAAGGAUCAGAUGGACAAUUAGGUCAUGGAAAUACAAGAGAUUAUUCAACACCCAAAGAAAUACAACCAACUUUUAUUAAACCACUGGAUUCAAUUAAAUCGAUAUCGUGUGGACAAUUCACAUCAUAUGCAAUUACAUCGUUUAAAGAGAUAUUCUCGUGGGGUCAAGGUAUUUCAUUGGGUCACUCUGAUUAUAUCGAUCAACUAUCACCGAAAUUAGUAACCGAUUUACUUGGUAAAAAUGUUGAAUAUAUAACUGCUGGAUUUUCACAUUGUCUGGCACAUACAAGCGAUGGAUUGUGUUAUGCUUUUGGUCAAGGUGACUACGGACAGCUUGGUCUAGGUGAACAAGCCAGCAUUUCACUCACACCAACCUUGGUGACACAGUUGGAGCCAUACUUUAUCGAACAUAUUUCAAGUGGAUGGUGGAACUCAGUCGCUAUCAUCACACCAAGAACCGAACGAUCAAAAGAUACAAUCAAAAGAAACAGUAGUAACAGCGCAUUUAAAAAGAGUUUUAGUAUUUCAAAUUUUAAUCUAAGUGAUUCGAUGUUAAACUUAGAGAAAUUAUUAAUUGAAUACGAUGUAGAGCAAUCAUUGGAGAUGAUUCAUCAAUUGGAUAGUGAAAUCAAUUCAGACAAUUCAAGUGAGUCUGAUGAUUUAUUGGCAUCGAUUGAGAUCAUUGACCCUGCAGCACUCGAAGAACAUGUAGAUUUAAAACAAAAACGUAUUGUACAUUCUAUUGGUUCUAUUUUUGAUAAAUUAAAAGUUGACUAG
This is a messenger RNA of Heterostelium album PN500, 1314 nucleotides long. Its product is annotated as RCC1 domain-containing protein. NCBI's taxonomy places the organism in Eukaryota, Evosea, Eumycetozoa, Acytosteliales, Acytosteliaceae. Bases 1 to 1314 code for a protein of 437 amino acids. The transcript has 6 exons. The record is from RefSeq and is a predicted model, not a curated record.